ACCAAUUUAUUGAAAGUGACGAGAGAUUAUCGUUAAGUUUUAUCUCGAAAAAUAGUGCAUUUCAGUGAAAAACACGUUAGAUUUUGUAACAAGUGUUUGAUAGAAUCGUUGAGGAACAUCUAAACGAAAAGGCGCUAUGAAUAAUAUGCAGAAUUAUCAAGGGAUGGCGCUAGGAUGUCAAAAGAGGAGAUGCAAGGUAUCAUCGGCGCUCGCCUCGUCCAUCCUCCAGCCCGUAGCCCCUCGACAACCAGAAUCUUCGAAACGUAAACGAGAAACAUUGGAAAAUUUUUCGUCAACAAUGGCAGAUGAACAGCAACAGUUUUUUCUUAAAUGGAAUGAUUUCCAAUCUAAUAUGGUAUCGUCGUUUAAACAUUUACGAGAUGAAAAAAGUUUCACGGAUGUGACACUAGCCUGCGACGGUCAGACUUGUAAAGCUCACAAAAUGGUGUUAUCAGCUUGUAGUCCUUAUUUUAAAACUUUGUUAGAGGAAAAUCCGUCCAAACAUCCUAUUAUAAUUCUAAAAGACGUCGCGUACAGUCACCUUCAGGCAAUCUUGGAGUUCAUGUACGCGGGUGAAGUGAAUGUUUCGCAAGACCAGCUGCCAGCAUUUCUUAAAACGGCUGACCGGCUUAAAGUCAAAGGGCUAGCAGAAGCACCUUGUGCCAUGAAGAGAGAGGGUUAAAGUUUCAUUUAUAGUUACGGAUGUCGGGAAGCGGACUGAAAAAAGUGUAAUAAUGUAAAGUGAUUGCAUAAAGACAUACCACACACGAUAAAAAAACAAAACGAAAAAAAAAAGGAGAAAACAUGCUACGUGUCCAAACGUAGCACAACUCAGUGUCCUCUGGUUCAUGACUUGGAUCAACACACGGCGACAAUGUAAAUUAUGCCUUUUCUUAAUCUCAGUUAAUGUUAAUGUUGUAUUGAAUGUAUGUAUACAAAAUACGGUAGAGACGAAAUGUUGAUGUUUGUCUUGAACCCGUUGGCGUCAACGACGCGGCCGCGGCGGCAACAUUGAUUAUUUUUUUAAAAACAAGUGCUGCAAAAAAAAAUGAAAAAAUACGAGAAAGAAACUAAUAAGUGGGUCACCAAUAGUUUGCAAUACACGAGACAGUUUUGUGAAUUGAACAAACCGGAUAAAUGUUAAAAGACACGUUUACAAACUGCUGUUUUUUAAAAAACGGAUCUACUGACUCACGAUAUAUACUUUCCUAUCGGCGGUUCCAUUGAUGGAUCCGUUCAUGAGACAUUCAAAUUCCUCGAGUCUUUACCAUGAUACCUGCUAAGCGCAAUCUUUUCUUUUUUAUCGUUUCCUUUCUAACGAGAGAUAAGGCGUUUCUCUGUUGUAAUAUAAAGCGGAAAGAAAUAUAUAUAAAUAUAUAUAUGUACAUUCAGAGGAUAAAAUAAUAGUUGUAAGUUAAUGUGUUAAUAAUAAUGAGGGUUUCGCCACCACACUCGCUUGGUAAUGACUUGGGAGAUAUUUCGAUCUUAUCGUGAAUGGAUCCGCGACACCUCCGGUAAUCCCGUAAUAAAAAGAUUGUUAAAUCAAGUUUACUGGAAGUUGUAACAUGCGUGUCCAUACGUUGCUCUCUUUUCUUCGUUACCCCCCCGUUGUGUUCGGUCGCUCAUCGGACACAGCGCACGUGGAUUGAUAGAUCAUCGUGUCGUUUCUCAUCGAUGUACACCCGAAAUUUGGAACAGAGGGAAAGCAAUCGUCUCGCACAGUUUUACUUUUCUCGAAUUCGACCGAUACCAGUUACCUCUUCUAGUGAUCGUGAUUUUUUACUUAACCAAAUACUGCCAGUAUUUGUACCGGCGUAUUCACAAUAUUACCGAUAGACCAAAUUUAUUUAUGAUAAUAAUAUAUUAAGGGUUGAAUGUCUCUUAAAUCGAGGGAAGGUUAUUGUAAUAUAAUAAGCGAAGCAAAUUUUUGUAAAGUCGGAGCGCACAGUUCCUUUCCCCUCCCGAUGAAAUCAGAAUAAUCAGAGAGAUAUAAAGAGAAAAGGAAAAAUGUCAGGAAACAUUGUCGAGUCAAAAACAUGCGUGCUUUAAAAAAUGAAAAAGGAAAUUACCGCAAGUUUCAGUUGUAUGUAAUCGCCAGUGUCUAAAAACUUUUUGCUAUUCGCAUUUUUAAAUAUUCAUUUUAUUUCACGCUUUUAUUCUUCCUUUUAUUCCGUACGAUUCUUGGCUAUUUUUAUUACUACUUUACGUUUUUUUAGUUCUAAUACGAUACAACUCUUCCGUUUAUUUUCUUGAGAUAAAGUAAAAUAUUUUAUUUACGUUCGAUGUGAUUUUUCAACUUUGUAUUUAAAACGAGCACGAGUACUUCUCCGACACCGAAUGCCAAUGUAGGAUAUCACGUUAUCCUGCAUGCAUACGCUAGAAAUGAAAUGCGAACGAAUUGUGCCGUAGCGUAAUCUGUUUUUCGUUUAUCACCCCCCGUCGGACGUCUCCGUGAACAACAGAUUGACGUUCGAGUGAAAUUUCGAUUAAGUUCUGAUGACGAAAUCGAUAACGACCGAUCUUUGCAUGAAGUGUAUGAAAAUGGGACCAGCCGCGACGGACGUCAUAGAUGUCAAUCGGAAUUGACUUUGCCUCUGUAAAUCUUCGUUGACGACCCCACCUUAUGUUCGAUCGCAUAUCAAUCUUUUUUUCACGACCUCACGUUUUGCCAAGCGAGAAAAUUGUUCACGGCCGGCCGACGGCGUGUACCGGAACUCUGAGAACGAAAGUCAGAAAACGGAGGAAGAAUGAAAAGAAUCCGUGUCUGUUCACAGUAUUUAAGACAGCCUUUAACGUUUAAGAUGUGGUUGGGUUCAGUUCCUACAAUGACACGUUUAUCGGGCAUUUGGUGGUUUAAAUGCGAAUCGUACCGUGUGUAUUUGCUAAAGCGUCAACGUUGACCUCUGUAUACAAUUUAGAGUAGAAAAUGUUAUACGAGUGAUAACGAUUCGAAAUACAUACGUUCGCAACUUGUUGACAA
Molecule: messenger RNA, 2980 nt
Organism: Ceratina calcarata
Lineage: Eukaryota; Metazoa; Arthropoda; Insecta; Hymenoptera; Apidae
Gene: lolal
Product: longitudinals lacking protein-like
Exons: 5
Coding region: 137-682 (181 amino acids)
Biological process (GO): regulation of transcription by RNA polymerase II
Cellular component (GO): nucleus
Molecular function (GO): protein binding
Source: RefSeq, a predicted model, not a curated record